AUGAGUGCUGUUUCGGCUCCUCCUGAUGACAAGGGCUGUAGUAUCGCCAUUUUGGACUUGCCAGUGGGUUCCUCGUUGACAUUGGAUGGUCACGUGUUGCGUCUGCAGCGAGACGACUUUGUAGGGAUCAAGGGCAUUCCAUUGCUAUCGAAUGACGGGUUUCACUUUGUGGUGGCUCGUGCGGCAGUACCACAACAGCAACAAGGUGGCGGUGGUGGAGCUGGGACAGUUCCAGUCGGCUUUGUCAUCAUGCCAGCAACAACAACCGAUCAUCAAACAUUGGCUCUGGUACGUCGGUACAGUGCCUUGACGGAAGAAGUGUCGAGUGACGAAGUGGAUGCGACCACGGUUUCCAAUUUGGCGACUCGGAUGGAGGCGAAUCAAUUGGAGCCGCACCGAAUGAUUGCUUACAGUGAUAUUGUCAAGGACGAAUCUCAGGCAUGGAACGACGCCACGCAAUUCAUCUCGCGGCAACUAUUGACAUCUCGAAACAUUCGACAUGGACUCAAAAUUGUGCCAGGAUGCUACAGUGAAGACGACGACGAGCAAUCCACACAACAAGAUGACAAGGAUGGAUCCUCCAUUCUCUAUCCACCCAUUCCAGUCCUACAAUCUGCAUCUUCGGCGGCAGCACGUCAUUCCCAACAUGCGGGAACCAAAAAGUACCUGGCCACACUGACGCCAACCCAACGAACGGCGCUAUUUGUACAACAAACCAAUCCAGCCACGGCCAUCCUCGACAGCAUUCUCCACAAAUACUACCACAACCGAUGGCAAGAGUUGCUCGGGGAUAUUCAACUAUCCUACCUGAUCUUUUUACAACUCCAGUGUCUCGGUUCUUUGGAACAUUGGAGGGACCUGGUGGCCAUGUUGUGUCAAGUAGAUGUCCAUCCAUCGCAUAUCAUUCCUCUCUAUACACACUUUUUGACUAUUUUGUCCAAACAAGUACUGGCCAUUGAACAAGACUUUUUCGAAGACAUGGAGACCACGGGCGAUAAUUUCUUACUGCCGUCGUUACGGCAAUUGUGUCAAACCACGGCCCACAUUCGAGACGAAAACUUACAAGCGGCGCGGACCCAAUUGUGUCGGAUUUUGGAAAAUCGAUUCCAGGGCGUUGUAUCAACAACAACAACAACAACAACUUAUAUGGAAAUGGAUAGCGACGAGGAGGAAGAUGAGGAAGACAAGCCCGUGGUAGUAAGUACCGAAGAGUACGAGGCUUCCAUGGCCCGAGCGUCCAACACCACACCACAACAACAUGGGCAAAAAGACCAACAACCCCAAAACAUUCGACAACAAUAUCCAGUCUUGUUUGCGGCGCAAAUGGACCAUGAGGAUAUUCUCAUGACUUGUGCCAGAGCACUCGAUGAAAAGAAUGAUGUGUCUUUGGUCCGAGAAGCAGCGGCCUUUUUAGUGGAAGAGGUGGAACCGGGAGCCACCUACACGGUCAGCUAG
Seminavis robusta is the source of this 1455-nucleotide messenger RNA. The record is from the annotation of a GenBank genome assembly. Lineage: Eukaryota; Bacillariophyta; Bacillariophyceae; Naviculales; Naviculaceae.